Messenger RNA from Zychaea mexicana, 753 nucleotides. RefSeq lists its product as uncharacterized. The record is from RefSeq and is a predicted model, not a curated record. The transcript is spliced from 2 exons. Bases 1 to 639 code for a protein of 212 amino acids. NCBI's taxonomy places the organism in Eukaryota, Fungi, Mucoromycota, Mucoromycetes, Mucorales, Lichtheimiaceae.
AUGCCACAAAACCCUAUCGCGGACCAGGGGAAGUUUGGCGAGGUCGACUUACAAACACGGUUCUUUAAUCCUUUGCUUGCGUCAAUACUUGUGGAUGUCACCAAGAAAGUUCUGUUGCACUGGCCAAACAAAAUGGAGGAAACGGUGCCCCAAAUACGACCUGACGCCAUCGUGUCCACUGUCGUCCAGCUCAAGUUAGGUCUGUCCUUGGGCUAUGGUGAAGUGAAACCUGGGGACGACAGUACAACCAAUCAAUCGCUUUGUAUCGACACAAUGAAGCUUGCUGUCCUAUUAAGGAAUGCCGCCCAAAAAAACGGCCACCCAAUUAUCUCUUUCCAAAUCAAUGGAUUUCACCUGAUUUUUUUUGUGGUGCAAGAACUUGGCCGUCAUUUACAUACCAUAUUAAAGAUUGGCCGGCUUACUGUGCCAAACUCUUUGGCAUCACUUCAUUCGUUCAUCACACCCAAGAAUCUGAGUAUGCUGCUGCGUGUUACUUCUAUCUUUUGGAGUUGCUGCGUCUAUGACACUCCUUCAUUCACCAGUGCGCCACCCUCUAAAUUGCAGGAAAUUGCUACCUUGUUUUCUAUGACGGACAAAUCGAGCUCAAAGGCUAGAGAGUGCACCAUCAGAUAUAACUGAAAGCCUUUUGCAAAAAAAAACCCCCCCUCCUACUUCAUUUCUUUCCCCUUCACUCCCCUUCACUUGUUGUACUGCUUUACAUCGUUCGUCAUUUUUCCCUAAAUAAAUGUUUGU